GAUACACAAAGGAACACAUUGGCUCCUGGGUACUUCCUCUGGUUUAGGAAAGCCAGGCCCUGAAUGAGAAUGGCAAGACGAUCAUUCCAAAAGGACAGAUCCUGAUGACCCUCUCUGGGACUCCCAACAAAGGGACUCACUCAAGAACCAUCACAGUUUCAAGUCAUGGAUACUAAUGAUGACCCUGAUGAAGAUCAUCUUACAAGUUAUGACAUUCAGCUCAGUAUUCAAGAAUCCAUUGAAGACAGCAAGACUGAAUUUUAUCGUGAAAGAUUUAUACCACUAAGUGAUCAAAACAGAAAACUCGUAGAGGCCAUAAAACAAGGCCACAUUCUUGAGCUCCAGGAGUAUGUGAAAUAUAAAUAUGCGUUAGAUGAAGCUGAUGAAAAAGGAUGGUUUCCAUUGCAUGAAGCUGUUGUUCAACCCAUUCAACAAAUCCUUGAAAUUGUUCUGGAUGCAUCCUAUAAGACACUCUGGGAGUUCAAGACCUCUGAUGGGGAAACACCCUUGACAUUGGCAAUCAAAGCUGGUCUGGUGGAAAAUGUAAGAACUUUACUGGAAAAAGGAAUAUGGCCCAACACCAAAAAUGACAAAGGAGAGACACCUCUUCUGAUUGCUGUAAAAAGGGGCUCCUAUGACAUGGUGUCUGCUCUGCUCAAAUACAACACCAGCCUUGACCAGCCCUGUGUCAAGCGAUGGUCGGCAAUGCACGAAGCUGCCAAGCAAGGCCGCAAAGAUCUCAUAGCUCUGCUGCUGAAGCACGGUGGAAAUGUCCACCUGAGAGACGGGUUCGGAGUCACACCGUUAGGUGUUGCUGCUGAGUACGGUCACUGUGAUGUGUUGGAACACCUAAUCCACAAAGGGGGUGAUGUGUUUGCUUUGGCCGAUGACGGGGCAUCAGUGUUGUUUGAGGCAGCAGGAGGCGGCAAUCCUGACUGCAUUUCUCUCCUGCUGGAAUACGGAGGAAGCGGAAAUGUGCCUAACAGAGCAGGGCAUCUUCCUAUUCACCGAGCUGCCUACGAGGGACAUUAUCUUGCACUGAAAUAUCUUAUCCCAGUAACAUCCAAAAAUGCAAUCCAGAAAAGUGGGCUGACACCAGUUCAUUCCGCAGCAGAUGGGCAAAAUGUGCAGUGCCUGGAGCUGCUCAUUGAAAACGGUUUUGAUGUCAAUGCUCUGCUCGCUGACCACAUUUCCGAGAGCUAUGACGACGAGAGGAAGACUGCGUUGUAUUUUGCUGUUUCUAAUAAUGAUAUCCAUUGCACAGAAGUCCUUCUGAACGCAGGUGCAGAUCCAAACUUAGAUCCCCUCAACUGUCUUCUUGUGGCUGUGAGGGCCAAUAAUCAUGAAAUUGUCCGGCUGCUCCUUUCCCAUGGAGCUAAUGUCAAUUGUUAUUUUAUGCAUGUGAAUGACACUCGUUUCCCCAGUGCCAUUCAGUAUGCCCUAAAUGAUGAGGUAAUGUUGAGGCUGUUGCUGAAUAAUGGCUAUCAAGUGGAGCUGUGCUUUGAAUGCAUGCACGGGGACAUCUUUGGGAAUUCAUUUGUGUGGUCAGAGAUAGAGGAAGAGGCACUGCCGGGAUGGACCUCUUGUGUAAUAAAGGAUAACCCGUUCUGUGAGUUUAUUACAGUUCCUUGGAUGAAACACUUGGUAGGCAGCGUUAUUCGUGUAUUAAUAGAUUACAUGGAUUAUAUCCCUCUGUGUGCUAAACUGAAGUCUGCGCUGGAAGUACAGAGAGAAUGGCCCGAAAUCCGUCAAAUACUAGAGAAUCCUUGCUCAUUAAAGCAUUUGUGUCGGUUGAAAAUCCGAAGACUUAUGGGACUCCAGCGACUCUGCCAGCCAGCCUCGGUGAAGAAGCUUCCUCUACCGCCAAGUAUUCAAAGAUACAUAUUAUUUAAAGAGUAUGAUCUCUAUGGACAAGCGCUAAAAUUGCCAUAAUCUAUAAAUAAUAUUUUAAACGCCAUUUAAGAAAUAUUUUUAAAUGUGAUUCCCUAAGAGCAUUUCUUGGAAUCAUUUUAUAUCCUUAAGUGUAUUUAAAUCCAUUGACAGUUUUAAAAUGGGAUCCUGUGUUCUUAUGAGAACAGUGUAUUUCACAUCUUUAAAAACCUUUACAUUGUGGUUUUUAAAAUUCAAGCACAGUUGAUACCCAAUAUUAUAUUGGUUAUAUUAGUUUCAUAUGUACAAUAUAGUAAUGUUACAUUUUAUACUUUAUGUGAUCACCCUACUAGUUCUAGUAAUCAUCUGUCACCAUGUGAGCUUAACACAAUAUUA
Phyllostomus discolor (pale spear-nosed bat) is the source of this 2265-nucleotide messenger RNA. RefSeq names its product ankyrin repeat and SOCS box containing 15 (gene ASB15). Gene Ontology annotation, molecular function: protein binding. Gene Ontology annotation, cellular component: cytoplasm. Gene Ontology annotation, biological process: intracellular signal transduction. The record is from RefSeq and is a predicted model, not a curated record. The transcript is spliced from 11 exons. NCBI's taxonomy places the organism in Eukaryota, Metazoa, Chordata, Mammalia, Chiroptera, Phyllostomidae. The coding region runs from base 166 to 1932 and encodes 588 amino acids.